GCAGGAAGAAAUUCGGAAUGCACCAAACUACCAAUCAGAUUACAAUGACUUCACAAACGAACAGUCAAAGCUUGCGUCUCUAUAGUAAACUUAUCAGUCUUGAAGCUUCUUGAGUUGUGUGUUUGUAUCAAAAUCCAGAAGAAAAGAGGGGAAAAAAUGGUGGGAAAGCAGAGUGGUUACUUGUCAAUGAGAAGUAAACAAGUUACGAGGGAUUUGAUCAGCUCUGAUGUGCAAGAGCUUGUUGUGGCUGCAAAAAAACUGGCUAUUCAUGCCGUCGAGCUUGGUGGAUUGAUGGGAUUUGGAACCUCUGUUCUUGAAUGGAUUGCUUCUGUUGCUGCAAUUUACUUGUUGGUCCUAGACCGAACACAUUGGAGAACUAACAUUCUCACAGGAUUGCUGAUCCCUUAUAUCUUCUUUAGUCUUCCUUCGCUAAUUUUCAACAUAGUCAGAGGAGAGAUUGGAAGAUGGAUCGCUUUCAUUGCUGUUGUGUUGCGCCUUUUCUUCCCCAGACAUUUUCCUGAUUGGCUGGAAAUGCCUGGUGCUUUGAUUCUUCUGAUAGUGGUGGCUCCCAGUUUAUUUGCAAGCACCUUAAGGGGCAGCUGGAUUGGUGUGGCGAUAUGCCUUGUCAUUGCGUGUUAUUUGCUGCAAGAACACAUCCGGGCAUCUGGUGGAUUCAGAAAUUCCUUCACAAAAGCCAAUGGCAUAUCAAACUCAGUUGGCAUUAUCAUUCUAUUGAUCUAUCCAGCAUGGGCAUUGAUAGCAGACUUUAUUUAGGCAAUCUCCCAAUUGCCUCUCAAUUGUUUGAAGUCUGCAAAUGUCAUGAAUUGCCUACUUUGUACCAUUAAUUUGUUAUGACAUAAAUUCAUUAUCAUUACUGUGUUAUGUAAAAAUGUGGAAGGAAGCUUGCUUUGAAACCAAGCUUUCAUUCAUUCAUGUAUUAUGAGUUCUGGAGAAAUAAUGUGCAAUACUUCUGGCUUUGUGUUUG
Mangifera indica (mango) is the source of this 985-nucleotide messenger RNA. Its product is annotated as cold-regulated 413 plasma membrane protein 1-like. The record is from RefSeq and is a predicted model, not a curated record. The transcript is spliced from 4 exons. Lineage: Eukaryota; Viridiplantae; Streptophyta; Magnoliopsida; Sapindales; Anacardiaceae. The coding region runs from base 157 to 774 and encodes 205 amino acids. Gene Ontology annotation, cellular component: membrane.